AUGGAGCAUGGGGAGGGUGACUCGCCGCCUGCGGCCGAGAAGAAAGGGGCGGUGGAGGAGGAUGAUUUCGGCUAUCGGCUCUUCCCAGAUCGGAACAAGAAGCCGCAGAGCUUCCUGGUCCGCAGCCUUUUCACCUUCCACAACAAGUGUCAGUUGAUGCUGAGGAUGACCCUGGAAACGAAUCCAUAUGCUCAACUGCUCCUUGAGGCUAUGAAGCAAUCUGGUUGCACUGUCUUCAAUGACCGGCACUUUUCUUGUGAAAACUGCGAUGGCUGUGUCAGUGGAGGUUUUGAUGCUGCCACAUCUCAGAUUGUUCUGUGUCAGAACAACAUUCGCCAACAAUCCCAUAUGAACCGGGUGGUCACACAUGAAUUGAUUCAUGCAUUUGAUCACUGUCGUGCACACGUAGAUUGGUUUAAAAACGUCAAGCACUUGGCAUGUUCAGAGAUUCGAGCUGCUAAUCUCAGUGGAGACUGUACAUUGAUGAAUGAAAUAGCCAGGUUUAAAUUUGGAUUGAAAGGGCAUCAUCAGACUUGUGUACGAGACAGAGCAAUUCGUUCCAUUCUGGCUGUUAGAAAAGUUAGCAAAGAAACAGCUGAAAAAGCUGUGGAUGAAGUUUUUGAUGCCUGCUUCAAUGAUCUAGAACCUUUUGGAAGAAUCCCACACAGCAAAGCAGAUGCAAGGCGUGCUUAUAGAGACUUUCAGAACAGAGAUCGCUAUAAUGCUAAUUUGUAAGGGGGGAGAGGAAAACACGUGAGAAAUUGUUAAUUCUCUGUUCUGUAACAUCUGGAGUUACAGUCUGUGCACACAGUGCUGGUGGAAAGGGCAAUUCUAUCAAAUAUAUCAAUUAAUUUUGUAAACUUUUUUCAGGAGCCAGCUUCCGUGGAAGUAAACAGGGUAAAUGAACAAGACUAAAAAUCGUGUUUCCUCACCUGUUAUUCCAGGAAGAUAAUUUAGUAUAUGCCAAAUGACUUGUCAGAAAUAAUGAUCUGCGCAUUUCAAUGCACAUUUAAUUCUUUUCAAUCUGACUGACUAGGAGUUGGUUUCUAAAAGUUUUGUUGUUACUAAAUAAAUCUUUUCAUUUCCACCAUCUUUGAUACACAGUCAUGAAGUCAGUGAUCUUAAUCACUCUAUUUUAAAAGAUGAGCACCCGAACUACAGCUUGAGGGUCUAGAUUUAAUAACUGUGGCUAAACCUAAAAAUAAUAAACUGCUGCGUUUGUUUUUGA
This is a messenger RNA of Manacus vitellinus (golden-collared manakin), 1228 nucleotides long. RefSeq names its product ATP23 metallopeptidase and ATP synthase assembly factor homolog (gene ATP23). Gene Ontology annotation, molecular function: metalloendopeptidase activity. The record is from RefSeq and is a predicted model, not a curated record. Gene Ontology annotation, cellular component: extrinsic component of mitochondrial inner membrane. Gene Ontology annotation, biological process: mitochondrial protein processing; mitochondrial proton-transporting ATP synthase complex assembly. NCBI's taxonomy places the organism in Eukaryota, Metazoa, Chordata, Aves, Passeriformes, Pipridae. The transcript has 6 exons. The coding region runs from base 1 to 735 and encodes 244 amino acids.